Messenger RNA from Penicillium pulvis, 1314 nucleotides. RefSeq names its product putative aminotransferase. NCBI's taxonomy places the organism in Eukaryota, Fungi, Ascomycota, Eurotiomycetes, Eurotiales, Aspergillaceae. The coding region runs from base 1 to 1314 and encodes 437 amino acids. Gene Ontology annotation, molecular function: transaminase activity; pyridoxal phosphate binding. Gene Ontology annotation, biological process: biosynthetic process; amino acid metabolic process. The record is from RefSeq and is a predicted model, not a curated record. The transcript has a single exon.
AUGUCACAUCAAGAAAGCAUAGACUCCCACAUCUCCCGCCGAGCCCAAACCGCCGCGGAAGAUUCAGCCAAGAACAUGAUGUGGGACAUAAUGAACGACACUUGGAACCCAACUAUUAGCCCCAAUGGCUACGUCAACGUCGGAGUAGCCGAGAAUGGUCUCAUGCACGACGAGCUCCUAAAAUUCAUCAACACCAACCUAGAGCUUCCGGCAAGGUUCCUCACCUACAAUGACGGAGGAGGCGGAUCAAACAGAUUGAAAAUCGCCAUGUCCAAAUUCCUCAAUAGACACUUCAAUCCUGUCAUACCGCUUAAUCAGAAUCAUUUCGUCAUCACGAACGGCGUUUCACCAGCAAUCGAGCAUGUCUCUUGGGUUUUCGCGGAUCCCGGUGAAGGAAUCCUACUAGGACGACCUUAUUAUGGUACUUUCAUUCCUGAUAUCAGUCAGCGGCCCGGAACGACAGUCGUACCUGUUAGUUUUGGGGAAUGUGAUCCUUUUAGCUUGGAAGCCGUGGAAAAGUACGAGGAAGCGCUGAAGUACUUCCAAAGACGCACCGGCAACAGAGUAAAAGGCCUGAUGCUUUGUCACCCGCAUAACCCGCUUGGGCGCUGCUAUUCACGUCCGGUACUCAUCGAGUUGAUGCGUCUUUGCCAAAAGUACCAGGUACAUUUGAUUAGCGAUGAAAUUUAUGCGCUGUCUGUUUGGGAAAAUACGGUCGAUGAGUCUCCGGCGCCGGUGGAAUUCGAAUCCGUUUUGUCCAUUAAUUUGGACGGCAUUAUCGAUCCUCAAUUGGUACAUGUGCUUUGGGGUAUGAGUAAGGACUUUGGCGCGAAUGGGAUUCGUCUAGGAGCUAUCAUUUCUCAGGCGAAUCGGGACCUUCACGAGGCGUUGAAGGGCGUUUCUUUGUAUUCUUAUACUUCUGGCAUUGCUGAUCAUUUGACUUCGUUGCUUUUGGAAGAUGAAGACUUUACGGAGACUUAUGUUAAAGAGAACCAGAAGAGAUUGUCGGUGGCUUAUGCGUUUACCGCGGAGUUUUUGAAGAGGAAUGAGAUUGAGUAUGCGCCUGGGGGCAAUGCUGCUUUCUUUUUAUGGGUCAAUUUGGGGAAGAGAUAUAGAGAGCUUCGACCUGAGAUAUCGGGGAAUGAUGAAGUAGGGGAAGUGGUUAUGCAGCGUUUGUUAGAGUAUAAGGUGUUUCUGGCUAGCGGUGGGUUGUUUGGUUCGGAAAAUGAUGGAUGGUUUAGGAUUGUCUUUUCACAUCCUCGGGAUUACUUGGAGGAGGCUCUUGGUAGGAUUGUCAGUGCUUUGCAGAAAUAG